CAUUGAAUGUGCUCCCAAGACGUAAACUUGAAAACAGUAGCAUGUAACUUAAAUCUUAUCAACAGUCAAGAUGAAGCCGCAAUUACACUGGUUCUUUGUCUGCAGUAUUAUACUCCUCAACACCCUCCAGUGUGAUGGAAUUGGCUUUACAUUCGGGUUUUCAGCUGCAGCAGCCGCCGGAGCUGCCUUGUAUGCGGGACUUAACAAAUUGGGCUGUCACUUCUACGAGUGUUGUGAUCCAAGGGCUGAUUGGAUCAAAUUUAAUGCUACAGCAUUGGCUCUAGACUUUCAACACCAUCUCUACGGGCAGCACCUGGUGAAAGAUGUUGUUAUGAAAGCACUGAAAGGACAUCUCUCCCAGAAUAAUCCAAGCAAGGCCUUGGUGAUGAGCUUUCAUGGAUGGACAGGAGGAGGAAAGAACUAUGUUGCACGGUUUAUUGCUGAAAACAUAUACAAGCUGGGCAUGAGAAGCAAUUAUGUCCACCUUUUUGUUAGUACUAUUCACUUCCCUCAUGAACAACAGAGUGACAUCUAUAAGCUUCACCUUCAGGACUGGAUAAGAGGGAAUGUAAGCCAAUGUGAGAGAUCACUCUUUGUUUUUGAUGAAAUAGACAAGAUGCCUCUCGGGAUGAUAGAUGCAAUAAAGCCAUUCAUCGAUUAUCAUGAGAGUAUUGACGGAGUAGAUUUCAGAAAAUCCAUAUUCCUUUUCCUGAGUAACACUGGCGGACCAGAAAUCACAAGAACUAUGCUGAAGAUGUGGCGUAAUGGAGUAAAGCGUGAAGAAAUUACUUUGAAAGACAUGGAAAGCUUGAUAGAGAAGGGAGCUUUCAAUGAAGAUGGUGGCCUUCACCAGAGUGAAUUGAUACAGCAUAGCCUUGUGGAUCACUAUGUGCCCUUCUUACCUCUUGAACGCCGCCACAUUGAGAUGUGUACAGAAGAUGACUUAAAGAGGCGAGGACACACACCAACAAAAGCUAUAAAACAACGUGUAGCAGAUGAAAUGAUGUAUUUUCCUCCAGAGAACAACCUUUUCUCCACUACUGGCUGCAAACGAGUCUCUCAGAAAGUUGGGUACAUUCUUGCGAAUGAUGUUUAUGAUUCUCUUUUUGAUUAAAGAGCUACCAAAAGGAACUGGAUUAUAUGUCACUUUAUUAUGUCUAUGAGGUUGUUAAUAAAGCUUAAGGAAGUAACUAAGCAAAAAAAUAUUGAAAGGGAGAUGCUCUCUGUUUUCUUUAUUUUUACCAAUUCAAUAAAUAGAAUAUUGGUAGUCUGUUAUACACUAUAGUUAAACAAUUUUUUUAACUUUUUUUUUUUUUCACUCUCCUUUUUUUUUAGAAAUGAAACCAAACGUGUUUAUAAGGAUUUAUUUUUUUAUGCAACAACCAGCAGUCUGUGUGGUAGAAGACAUUUCUUGUUUUUCAUACAUGCCUAAGAUAAGCAAGAACAAAUCUAUUUUUAUGUAAAUAUCUUCAGUGGGAUGCUGUUCCUAAAAAUGUGCAGAAUUUUCUGGAGAAAACCUGAGCAAGGCUGAAUUGGUUCUGGCAUUGGUUUUACUGUAUGAUAAUAGGAAAGGGGGCUGAAGGUCCAAUGAGGGAUUUUUAAAUGAUCCUAGUCAUAGUAUCAUAAUAAUGUGCAGCUUUAAGGAAGCCGGUGCCAGGUUAGUAACAAUAUUGGCGUUAUUUUCUCUGUCCUCUCAUUGGAGCAUUGUUUUUAAACAUCAAAUUUGCAUAGCUUGAGGCUCACUGAUGCUCCUUAAAUUUGAGAUAGCUUUUAGAUAAUAUGAUAGCUUUUGUAAAUCGUGAUGCCUUAACAGUGGUUUUAGGUGACAGUUUCUUGAGAGGAAAUAAUUAACCCAUUGAUACCAGGGGUGCUUGUAUACAUGCACUGGUCACUUUGGUUUUGUUUUUUACUAAUUUUGGUUACACAGAUGGCUCGAGAAGUGUUUUAUCACCACAGUCUCCAGCCUUCCGAACUUCACCUCCUUGCCAUUCCAUUAACUUUUUGAAAGUAAGUUUUCUUUCUAUUAUUAUUGUAACUUAUGUUAUAAUAAUAUCAGUGAUAGAGUAAUGUUAGUGAUGAUGAUGAUGAUGAUGAUGAUAACAGUAAUAGAAAUUAAAACUUUUUAUCCCCAAAAAAUUAAGAGUGUGGUAAAGAGGUAAGAUUGGUAGGCUUAGUAAUGAAUCUUGUGUUACUAAAUGGUUAUGAAGCAUUUGUGUAAACAAAGUUAAUGAAGCAAAACCAUGUGGAUAUUGCACAUACCUAGCAAGUGGGUCUUUGUAUUCAAUGAGCUUCACUUAAGUUCUUUGCACAUAAUUGUGCAACAGAGAAAACUCACCUGGCCAAUUGCCAAGCAGAUAUUGUAGUGCUUUGACUGCUCAUGUGCACAAUAUGUGAGGAAUUCCAACAUAAGUUGAUAGAACAAGGUGUCACCUGUGUAUUUUUGGCAAAUAUAUAUGUGUAGUAAUGACAUGUGCAUCAGGUGCCUGCAUAGGACCCUAAAUAAACAAGUACAUAUCUAUCCCAUGCACGAGAGGAUUAAGAGCCAUGCUUUGAUUUUUUUUUUUCUGUUCUUCAAUAAUAUCAUGUAGUUAUACAUUGGUAAUUAUUUAGAAGUCAUUGAUAAUAGAUAUUUUACAUGUGAAGUUUUGUGCAUAAUUAUUAUUUUUAGUAAAUUGUUUAUGAAAUAUUUGUUUGUAUGUGCAAGUGUUUUAGAAAUAUGGGUCCUAAGUUGACAAAUUAUGUUGGUGCAUUUUGGGAUAAAAGAGAGUAUAUGUAUAUAUGGGUCUAAACUUAUUAGACACUACACAUAUAUAAUGAUGUUUGCACUAGUCAUUUUUGUACUUUCAUUUUCAUGCAGCCAUUAUCCUAAUACCUGAUUGGUAUAUAAAAGCCUAUUUUAGUAGGUUUCUUAUUCCAAGAAUAUGUUUGCUGAUAUUUAAUGUGUUCACUCUGUUGAUAUAUGCUGUAUUUGAUAUUGAAGUUAUAAACAAAAUUCUUAAAUUGUAGUUUAUCUUUGCAAUUGUUAUCUGUACGUUACAGAAAAUGGGUAUUAAUAAACAAUACAAAUGAAUGCUCAAAA
This is a messenger RNA of Penaeus vannamei (Pacific white shrimp), 3079 nucleotides long. RefSeq names its product torsin-1A. Lineage: Eukaryota; Metazoa; Arthropoda; Malacostraca; Decapoda; Penaeidae. Gene Ontology annotation, biological process: cellular response to misfolded protein. The record is from RefSeq and is a predicted model, not a curated record. Gene Ontology annotation, cellular component: endoplasmic reticulum. Gene Ontology annotation, molecular function: ATP binding; ATP hydrolysis activity.